AUGACAGCACAGGAAACUGAUGUUUUAAUCGUAGGAGGAGGACCAACGGGGGUGACAUUAGCGCUCGAGUUAGCUGUUCAUAAGAUACCGUUCCGCAUCGUCGACAGGGAAUUACAAAGAUCGGAUAAGUCUAGGGCUCUGGGUAUUCAACCACGCACCCUAGAACUUUUAAAUCGACAUGGCGACGUUCGUAAACUCGUAUCACAAGGCAAUCUAAGCAGCGGCACUACAUUCUAUCUUAACGGAAAGAAGGCGGCGGACAUUGAUAUAUCGGGUCUUAUAGAAGACUCGGUGUUCCCCCUAAUCCUCAUUAUCUCUCAGUGCGAAACAGAGGCGUUCCUGGACGGAUGUCUUGCGAAGCAUGGUUUCGCUGUCGAGCGAGGUCUCGAAGCAACGUCCAUCGUUCAAGAUCCCACUGGAGUCACCGCGAAACUAAGCGAUCCAGAUGGUGUUGAAGAGACUGUCCGCGCAAAAUACGUCAUUGGUGCUGAUGGAGCACACAGCAGCGUGCGACGUGCUGCCGAGGGUCUUACAUUUCAGGGCGCGGCUUACCCACAAGACUUCAUCCUCUGCGAUGCCCAUGUAAGGAACUCCAAACUAGCCUGGAACCGAUUUUCUCUUUGUCUGGGUAGGGGCUCUCUUGCUGUGUUCCCGCUGAAAGACGGCACAUGUCGUGUUGUAGUGUCCCGCAUAAACCCUAGGGUGGAUGUUGAGCCAACACUAGAAGACUUUCAAGAAAUGUUGAACCAGCUUCAUCCAGAUGCGGGUGAACUGUAUGACCCUACUUGGAUCAGCCAGUUCCAUCUACACCAUAGGGGCGUGAACAGCUACCGCGACGGUCGUCUGUUCGUCGCGGGUGAUGCAGCACAUAUCCAUUCCCCCGCUGGAGCUCAAGGCAUGAACACCGGUAUGCAAGAUUCCAUAAACCUAGGAUGGAAGUUAGCGAAGGUGAUACAGGGCAAGCGACCAGAUUCAUUCCUCGAUAGCUACGACCACGAACGCCGUCCAAUCGGCCAACAUCUACUUGAAACUUCAGAUAAAAUGUUCACUUGGGGCUGUUCUACUAACCCCUUCUUUAUCUCCUUCCGCAAUGUUCUGUUCACAUGGGUCUUGCCCUGGUUUGUCAGCAGCCGGAAUCGUCGUGCUAAUAUCUUCAAGUUCAUAUCUGAAUUUGGUAUCAACUACAGAGAUAGCUCCGUGGUGGGUACAGCAUCGGGGUACUCGGGGCCGGUGUUAGGGGGCGAUCGUGCUCCGGACAGGAUGAUUAAGAGCGCGGGUAAGGAAAGGCAGUUCUUGGAGCUUAUCACGCCAGAUACGCAUCAUCUAGUGCUUUUCUCAGGGGUUGGUGAUGAUGCUAUUACGGAACAGGCUAUACUAGAAGUGCAGUCAGCUUUUGCGAAUAAAAACUCAGACGAAGCUAAGGUGCACUUGAUCCAUGAUGAAGCAGCCGGUGGACCUAAUGUUUCUGGGUAUAUUGAUGUUGGGAACCAUUUACAUGGUCAGUUUGGUUGUUCCAAACCUUCUUAUGUCUAUAUUCGACCGGAUGGUUAUAUAGAGCAUAUUGGGUUCCUAUCAGAGUUCCAGGUGCUAUUAGAAUGGCUUGAGGGAAAUUGCUUAAGUCCAAGGGACGGGUAG
Daldinia childiae is the source of this 1635-nucleotide messenger RNA. RefSeq names its product putative aromatic compound monooxygenase YhjG. The record is from RefSeq and is a predicted model, not a curated record. The transcript has a single exon. Bases 1 to 1635 code for a protein of 544 amino acids. Lineage: Eukaryota; Fungi; Ascomycota; Sordariomycetes; Xylariales; Hypoxylaceae. Gene Ontology annotation, molecular function: FAD binding.